UCACCUUUUUUUCGCUCAACGUGCUCGUCAACCACCGACUUCAAACUUCCAGUACGCAAGACACGAUACCUACCCACCAUCUUGCGCACUGAGGAUGGAGGACAGUAACUACGACUGGCUCGAGUAUGAAGAGGAACACGAUCAAGGUCCGGUCGGACCCCGAACGCUGCUCGAUUUCUGUCAAGGCGUGGUCAUGAGAUGUGCUAGCCGAUACGACGACGUCGGUCCACUGCGGUAUCACCAACACCCCUUGUUCUUCCAGACGAUGGAACCGUUACAAUUGGCUCAGAUCGAGGAUAACAGUCCGAUCUUGAAGACGGAGACGAACCACCUCUGGAAAGAGAUCCUCCGGAAGAAGGACCCCGAGGUGUAUACCAAGUAUAAUUCUCGUUCCGAGGCACCUAGGAGUUGGCGGAAGGUCUAUAUGAAAGUCUUGGAGAAAGAAUCACAACGCCGAGCCAACGCCGCUGAACACAUGAAGAUGUUGUAUCAACAAGAAGCUUCCCGAAAAUCAGAGCGAAUCGUCACGGUGCUCGAAGGACCUGUGAAUCCGUCAGUUGUAGGAGGGGGAGGGUGGCAUUUCGGGAGGAGAGGAGGAGGGUCUGCUGCAGCUCCCAAGACGAUGAUGGGGAAGAUCAAGGAACAAUCCCGUGCGGAAAACCCGGGUCACUAUCUUCGAAGACCUUUUACGUAUGCGAUCGUCACUCGUCCUUGUGCUCCCACUUCAACAACAAAGGCAGCAGUGACUACCGCGUCCUCUCCAAAGAGCAGAAGUAAUGACAACGAAGAAGGCAACAGCAAGAAGGACCAAGGGAAAGGGAAGGAGGGGCGAGAUUUUGACUUCUUCGCCGCUGGAGGUUCGUCCGUACCCGCCUUGAGGAAAAACACGGUCCGGCGGCAAAUCGUCGCAAAUGGGAAAGCGUCGACCAGUGUGACUUUGACCCAGACUGCUCCGCAAUCGACGACCGCGCUCACCGCGGUGCCAGUCAGCGGGACAACAAAAAUUUCAUCCUCAAUACAUUCCACACCUUCACGCAUACCAAAUUCAACAGCAACUACAUCGUCAACGUCAUCAUCAACAAUAGCAGGCUCGAAGCGCUCUCGCCCGCCAGAAUCGGAAUCCGUAGUCAUCGACGUAGAUGUAGACGCAUACGAGACCUCUUCACCCGCUGGCACAACGACAUCGUCGAUGCCUCCCCCGUCAGCGAGAUUGAGGCACCGCUCCAUCUCUUCCGGCGAUGGGCUGUUUAGACCUCAGAGGAAGAAAACUCGAUUUGGUUGAACUAUGGGAGAUGAACUCAGUUCAGAUCAUUUGGGAUUGCGGCCGCCAAGCGACUAUGCUUGUGAAUUAGCGAUCAGGUGAUAGCUCUUGCGACUUCGCAAGCAGGCGAUGUGCUGAACAGAGUCACCGUGUUACGACACCAACUAUACAACAUGUCCCGGAGCUUGCUCAGGGGUCCGUUCCACCCAACGAGAACACCGCAAAGUCCAGGAAGGAACCGAUCGAAAGGCGUGAAAACACAAGUUCGGCGCCGACUAUCAGUCACCUAAAGAGGGUAUCGCCGCGACCGAUGAGCGGCGGGAAGCUCAAGAAGGCAACUGCAAAAGCGAGCC
This is a messenger RNA of Filobasidium floriforme, 1614 nucleotides long. RefSeq lists its product as uncharacterized. Gene Ontology annotation, cellular component: nucleus; elongin complex. The coding region runs from base 95 to 1282 and encodes 395 amino acids. Gene Ontology annotation, biological process: transcription elongation by RNA polymerase II. NCBI's taxonomy places the organism in Eukaryota, Fungi, Basidiomycota, Tremellomycetes, Filobasidiales, Filobasidiaceae. The transcript has 8 exons. The record is from RefSeq and is a predicted model, not a curated record.